This is a messenger RNA of Hemicordylus capensis (graceful crag lizard), 1655 nucleotides long. It is a transcript of the gene SUPT4H1, whose product is annotated as SPT4 homolog, DSIF elongation factor subunit. The transcript has 5 exons. The record is from RefSeq and is a predicted model, not a curated record. NCBI's taxonomy places the organism in Eukaryota, Metazoa, Chordata, Lepidosauria, Squamata, Cordylidae. Bases 87 to 440 code for a protein of 117 amino acids. Gene Ontology annotation, cellular component: DSIF complex; nucleus. Gene Ontology annotation, molecular function: RNA polymerase II complex binding; zinc ion binding. Gene Ontology annotation, biological process: chromatin organization; regulation of transcription elongation by RNA polymerase II; mRNA processing.
GGGGCCGCCGGAAGCGGUGGCGGAAGUGACGCGAGUCCACGGCGGCCUUUCCCUGCCUGGCCUCUUCCUCCCAGUCGUUGGCGGCAAUGGCGUUGGAGACGGUGCCCAAGGACCUGCGGCACCUGCGGGCCUGCCUGCUCUGCUCCCUCGUCAAGACCAUUGACCAGUUUGAAUUUGACGGCUGUGACAACUGCGAUUCCUACCUGCAGAUGAAAGGGAACCGCGAGAUGGUUUAUGACUGCACCAGCUCUUCCUUUGAUGGAAUUAUUGCAAUGAUCAGCCCUGAGGACAGCUGGGUUUCCAAGUGGCAGCGAAUAAGUAACUUCAAGCCCGGCGUGUACACAGUGUCUGUGACUGGCCGUCUGCCCCAAGGGAUCGUACGGGAGCUGAAGAGCCGCGGGGUGGCCUACAAGUCUCGGGACACCGCCAUAAAGACCUGAGGAACCUUUGUGCCUCGGAGGCCUGCGUCGCUUUCUGGAUUCUCUUUCCAUAGCGACUGACUGGAUCUGGUGGGGGGCGGGGGGUGUCGAUGUACAGGGGGUGUUGGGAGAGGGGUUUUUAAACAGGAACGGAAGGCCAACCACCUGCUAGCGGGUCCUCCAUCCAGCCCUGGCCGCUGAACCCGGCCAGGGGUCUCUCUGGAAGGUGGGGUUGCCAGCAAGGGGAGCAUCACUAUUUCUGUAAAUAUUAAGACGGUUUAUUAAAAUGUGAGAUUGGAAGUGUGCACGCUGGCUUCGACUGGUCCAGUGUUCCUCGUCCUCCACGACAUCCAGAGCAGAAAGCGCACGGGUUUCAUCCUGGACUGAAAUGGCAGGUUUGGCUCCAAGAUGGGCUGAGAGGUCCUCUCUCCCUUGCGCCGCGGGGCCUUCCGCUCUUGGCCCGUGUCACAUUUCUCACUUGGGGAACUCGUCCAUCCGUGUUUGCCCUCACAAUGGCUGCAUUUCACGCAGGAGCCGCUGAAGCUGGGAGAUCAUAUCUUCCCAAAAAUGCAUCUGGAAGAGGCAGGACUCGAACCUAGCUUUUCUGGAGGUGGGCCCGCUUUGCCAUUUUGCUGGGCUGCUCAGCACCAAAACUCCUCUUAUUUCUCCAACUUCUACCCUGGACCCUUUGCUUUCCCCCAGCGUCUGGUGAUGGAGGAGAACGGGUCUUGCGGUAGCCAGCAUGUACAGCCUCCUUUCCUAAGCAGGUUUUCAGUUGGAUGGGUGGCUACAAAUCAGCACCAUUUGCUGUAAGGUAUUCCCCUUCGGAGAUGGGGCCAGUGGAGAGUUUUUUGUGUGCAGAAGGUCCCAGGUUCACUCGCUGGCAGCAUCUCCAGGUUGGGUUGGGAAAGACAGAAACCUUGGAGACUGCUGCCAGUCAGAGUAAACAAUACUGAGCUGGUGGACCCAUGGUCUGACCCCGUAUAAGGUAGCUUCCUAUGUUCCUAUCCCAAAUCUGUUGGGAUUGUGUGUUCUAUUUAGGGCCCACAAUCUAAAAAAAAAGAAAUAAGGUAGACACCAGCAGCAGCUACUGGAGGCAUGAUGUGAUGGGGACGGAUAGGACCAGUUGCUCUCCCCCUGCUAAAUACAAGAGAAUCACCAGUUUAAAAAGGUUUCCUCUUUGCUCAGUUAGUUGGGGAUAUAAUUUUGGAUUCCAAUAAAUGCAGUGUUCUAGUA